This is a messenger RNA of Eptesicus fuscus (big brown bat), 2840 nucleotides long. It is a transcript of the gene CACNB2, whose product is annotated as calcium voltage-gated channel auxiliary subunit beta 2. The coding region runs from base 231 to 2213 and encodes 660 amino acids. Gene Ontology annotation, cellular component: voltage-gated calcium channel complex. Gene Ontology annotation, biological process: neuromuscular junction development; regulation of voltage-gated calcium channel activity; calcium ion transmembrane transport. The record is from RefSeq and is a predicted model, not a curated record. Gene Ontology annotation, molecular function: protein binding; high voltage-gated calcium channel activity. NCBI's taxonomy places the organism in Eukaryota, Metazoa, Chordata, Mammalia, Chiroptera, Vespertilionidae. The transcript has 14 exons.
UGGGCGCGCUCAGCCCGGCCCGGCCGAUGGCGGAGGCGCCCCUCUCCGCCGCCACCUCCCAGCUCCCCCGCGCGUCGCUCUUCCCAAUGGCCCAGCCCCGUCCCGCGCCCUGACUGCCGGCGAGCGGGUGCGGCGCCAGCCCCGGGCGGCUGGGAGCGGGGCGGGGAGGGAGGGAGGAGGGGACCCGCCGCGAGGGGCCGGAGGAGGCUGCCGGAGCCGACUUUUCGCCAAUGGUCCACAGCGACAUGUCCAAGUCGCCUCCGUCAGCGGCGGCGGCGGUGGCGCAGGAGCUCCCGAUGGACGUGCUGGAGAGCGCAGCGCCCGCGGGGGCGCUCGGAGCGCCCGCACAGUCAUAUGGAAAAGGAGCUAGAAGGAAGAACAGAUUUAAAGGAUCCGAUGGGAGCACGUCAUCUGACACUACCUCAAAUAGUUUUGUUCGUCAGGGUUCGGCAGACUCCUACACCAGCCGUCCAUCCGAUUCAGAUGUGUCUUUGGAGGAAGACCGGGAGGCGGUGCGCAGGGAAGCAGAGCGGCAGGCCCAGGCCCAGUUGGAAAAAGCAAAGACAAAGCCUGUUGCAUUUGCAGUCCGGACAAAUGUCAGCUACAGCGCAGCCCAUGAAGAUGAUGUCCCGGUGCCUGGCAUGGCCAUCUCAUUUGAGGCAAAAGAUUUUCUGCAUGUUAAGGAAAAAUUUAACAAUGACUGGUGGAUAGGGCGAUUGGUUAAAGAAGGCUGUGAAAUCGGAUUCAUUCCAAGUCCAGUGAAACUAGAGAAUAUGAGGCUACAGCAUGAACAGAGAGCCAAGCAAGGGAAAUUCUACUCCAGUAAAUUAGGAGGAAAUUCAUCAUCCAGUUUGGGUGACAUAGUACCUAGUUCCAGAAAAUCUACACCUCCAUCAUCUGCUAUAGACAUAGAUGCUACUGGCUUAGAUGCAGAAGAAAAUGAUAUUCCAGCAAACCACCGCUCCCCUAAACCCAGUGCAAACAGUGUAACGUCACCCCACUCCAAAGAGAAAAGAAUGCCCUUCUUUAAGAAGACAGAGCACACGCCUCCCUAUGAUGUGGUACCUUCCAUGCGCCCCGUGGUCUUGGUAGGCCCUUCCCUGAAGGGGUACGAGGUCACAGAUAUGAUGCAAAAAGCAUUGUUUGACUUUUUAAAACACAGAUUUGAAGGGCGGAUAUCCAUCACAAGGGUCACCGCUGACAUCUCGCUGGCCAAACGCUCAGUGUUAAAUAACCCCAGUAAGCACGCAAUAAUAGAAAGGUCCAAUACAAGGUCAAGCUUAGCGGAAGUUCAGAGUGAAAUAGAAAGGAUUUUUGAACUUGCAAGAACAUUGCAACUGGUAGUUCUUGAUGCGGACACUAUUAAUCAUCCAGCUCAACUCAGUAAAACCUCUUUGGCCCCUAUUAUAGUUUAUGUAAAGAUUUCUUCUCCUAAGGUUUUACAAAGGUUAAUAAAAUCUCGAGGAAAAUCUCAAGCUAAACACCUCAAUGUCCAGAUGGUAGCAGCUGAUAAACUGUCUCAGUGUCCUCCAGAGUUGUUUGAUGUGAUCUUGGAUGAGAACCAGCUCGAGGAUGCUUGUGAGCACCUUGCCGACUACCUGGAGGCCUACUGGAAGGCUACCCACCCUCCCAGCAGCAAUCUCCCCAACCCUCUCCUUAGCCGCACUUUAGCCACUUCAGCGCUGCCUGUUAGCCCCACUGCAGCCUCUAAUUCACAGGGUUCUCAAGGCGAUCAGAGGACUGACCGCUCUGCUCUCGCCCGCUCUGCCCCACAAGCUGAGGAAGAACCUUGCCUGGAACCAGCCAGGAAGUCCCAGCACCGGCCUUCCUCCUCAGCCCCGCACCACAACCAUCGUAGUGGGACAAAUCGAGGCCUCUCCAGGCAGGAGACAUUUGACUCAGAAACCCAGGAGAGUCGAGACUCUGCCUACGUGGAGCCGAAGGAAGAUUACUCCCAUGAGCAUGUGGACUACUAUGCCCUACACCGUGACCACAACCACAGAGAGGAGCCCCAUGGGAGUGGUGAGCACAGGCACAGGGAGUCUCGGCACCGGUCCAGGGACCUGGAUCGAGAGCAGGACCACAACGAAUGCAACAAACAACGAAGUCGUCAUAAAUCCAAGGAUCGCUACUGUGACAAGGAUGGAGAAGGAAUAUCCAAAAAAAGGAAUGAGGCUGGGGAGUGGAACAGGGAUGUUUACAUCCGCCAAUAACUUUGGUCUGUUUGUGUUUUUGGAUUUUUUUAAGUCUUGUAUAACAGCACCCUCAAUCUAAAUCUUUGGGGUCGACAUUGCAAUCAUAUGUGAUCUGUCUUGUAUAUUUUGUAUUGCUGUUGCUUAAAUAGCAAUAGUAUGACAGAGUAUUAAUAUACUUUUUUUCUUUUCUAAGUGCUAUAUAAAUGUGCCUGGUACGGCUGCAGUCCUCUGGUUGUGUACUGGACUUUUCAAAAACUGUUUGGGGUAGCUGCCACUUGAACAAAUUGUUGCCAUCCAGGGGGCAUUAGUAUUUUAAGAAAUGUGGUGGAUGUUUUAAAAAAUAUAGUUGACAUCUCCAGCAAGCCAGAACUGGCUCAGAUAAAAAGUGGAAUUUCUUGAUUCUCCAGAUUUUUAAAAUGUAGGCACCUGAUAUGCAUAUUCAUUCAUCCAUGGACCACUGUUUCUUGCUUGUACCUCUGGCUGACUAAAUUUGGGGACAGAUUCAGUCUUGCCUUAUACAAAGGGGAUCAUAAAGUUAGAAUAUAUUUUCUAUGUACUAGUACUGUGUACUGUAUAGACAGUUUGUAAAUGUUAUUUCUGCAAACACCUUCUUAUAAUUAUAUAUAAUAUAUACAUAUAUAUAUA